Molecule: messenger RNA, 455 nt
Organism: Sceloporus undulatus (fence lizard)
Lineage: Eukaryota; Metazoa; Chordata; Lepidosauria; Squamata; Phrynosomatidae
Product: probable cation-transporting ATPase 13A5
Exons: 4
Biological process (GO): polyamine transmembrane transport; intracellular calcium ion homeostasis
Cellular component (GO): late endosome membrane
Molecular function (GO): polyamine transmembrane transporter activity; P-type transmembrane transporter activity
Source: RefSeq, a predicted model, not a curated record
GCUUUGAAAAUGGCUCAUGCUGGAAUUUCGCUUUCAGAUCAGGAAGCCUCUGUGGCUUCGCCCUUCACCUCCCAAAUCCCCAACAUUGAGUGUGUGCCAGAACUGAUACGGGAAGGCCGUGCCGCCCUGGUGUCUUCCUUUGCCGUCUUCAAAUUCUUGACCAUUUAUGGCCUAUCACAGUUCAUCGGUACAGCUCUGCUUUAUUGGCAAAUACAGCUCUUUGGGAAUUACCAGUAUCUUAUCCAAGAUGUCUGCAUCACCCUUGUUGUCUGCCUAACAAUGAGCUUGACGGAAGCCUAUCCCAAACUGGCCCCCUACCGACCUCCAGGCCGCCUCCUUUCCCCACCUCUGCUGCUCUCCAUCACCCUCAACGUCUGCUUCACCCUCGCUGCCCAGGUCUUUGCCUUCCUCUUUGUGAAGCAGCAACCUUGGUACUCCCAGCUGCGCAGCCACAG